Molecule: messenger RNA, 2876 nt
Organism: Etheostoma spectabile (orangethroat darter)
Lineage: Eukaryota; Metazoa; Chordata; Actinopteri; Perciformes; Percidae
Gene: trafd1
Product: TRAF-type zinc finger domain containing 1
Biological process (GO): negative regulation of innate immune response
Cellular component (GO): mitochondrion
Molecular function (GO): zinc ion binding
Source: RefSeq, a predicted model, not a curated record
GUUAAACGAGGCGGAAUGGAUGUGUACGUAGACAGCCUGAGAGGCUUCGCUUGGGGCCUCGGUAAAGCCAUGGCAGAUGAAAACACACAGUUCUGUGGAAAUUGCAAACAUGACAUUCCAGAGGCUAAUUUUACAACCCAUGAGAUCCACUGCCGAAGAAACAUUGCACUGUGUGAUGUAUGCCAGGAGCCAGUGCCCCGGUCAGAUCUGCAGGAGCACAAACAGCAGGAACAUACUCAGAUUACAUGCAAGUGUGGUUUGAAGAUUGAGAAGAAUGUUGAUGUUCACCAGAGCUCCGAAUGUUCUCAGCGGCUGGUCCCUUGCCAAUACUGUGACCUGGAAAUAGUUUUCUGUCAGUCCAAAGAACACGAGGAUUAUUGCGGUACACGCACUGAGCCCUGCGCAUUCUGCAAAUGCAAUGUAAUGUUGAGGGAACAAGCUGUGCAUCCGGUCUUAUGUGGAAGUCUUACACCGCCCCAAGAGAGGAACAACAGCCGCACAAGUCGCAGUCCAGUAGAACCACAGCCUCCAGGGGCAUGGUUUGAAGCCCACUCCAUCCGAAACCUCCUAAGAGCCCAAGAGAGAGGCCCAAAGAAUAAUAACAUCAGUGCAGCGGAACAACAGGCAUUUCCCCGGCCGUUUGAUCCCAGGGUAUAUAACACUUCAGGGGGACCUCAAGGCCCAGGAGACUGGAAGAAUACUGCCCCGAUGAAUACAUUUAGCCACUUGCUGGGGCAGAGGGAUUUUCUGAAUAGCAGCACCAGCAGUGCGUGGCCACAAAGUGAACUGACAAUGGGUGACGAUUCAUCAGGCCUGGACUACAUGUUGGCCCUCAGCCUGCAGAGUGAUGGAGAAUCAGUGGCUGGAGGCAUCGAGGGCAACCUGUGGAGCGGGAUCUGGGACCACAAGAUUGGGAAGACGUCUAACACCUCUGUAAACUCUCCAUUCUCGCCGCCCAACAACAAUUUCCCAAACUUCACUACAGGCACAAGUGCUGUCCAGGAACACGAUCAAGCAGAUUCCAUGCUUCCUUGUGAGUUUUGCGAAGAGCUGUUUCCUGAAGAGGACCUCAUUUUGCAUCAGACUGGAUGCAGCCCCGCCUCCGCCUUUGCGUCUUACAGCAAGCAGCCCUUGUCUCCACCUAAAGAGGACAGGAUGAGCAGGAAUGCUUCAGGGCUGAUGCACAAUGUCCCUGACACACUCGCUUCAAACAUCCCCACUUUCCCUCGAUCAGUCUCCCCGGCCUCCUACAGUCCUCCAGCCAGUCCACUAGAGGGCGAUGUGGUCAUUCCAUGUGAAUUCUGUGGUGUCGCUUUGGAGGAGGCUGUCGUCUUUCACCAUCAGGACAAAUGUGAUAUGCGUCCUCAGACUGGCCCUCCACUGAAUAAUCUAACAAAAGCAUCCGUCAAAAAACCACUGAGCCCUGCUCAAGACGCCGUUGGUCAGAUGUCGCCAGAUUUUAAAAGGAGAAUGAAUCCCCAAGCUGACUUCUCAGAUGGGGACUUAGGAUUUGCCAGAAACACACCACCAGGACAAAACCCAAGGGAAUGGCAGAGAGGAUACAUUGGACUACCAAGUCAAAGGAAGACAUCCAACUGUGAUGCUUCUGUAAAAAACCGAACUCUGCAGUGCAGGGAAGCAGAAGGAGCUCACUCAUCUUCCGGGGACACUGAGUUGUCUGGCUAUGCAUAUCUAAAGGGAGUACAUCUACCAGAAAAUAAAGAAGGGAGAGGGAACAGAAGAAACUCUUUGACAAAGUUGCCCAAGAAGCAGAAUGAAGAGCAGCAAGAGGAGUGAGAGCAGGAACAUAUGGAGAAAUACAAAAACCAAAUAUGCUACUCUGCUUUUCCUGUAUCUUCUUGCACACUUUAAAAAAAACAAAACACAUACCUAUCUGAUAAGUGCCUGUCUGAGUAUUAGUUAUCAUGCAGUUUAUAUUUUAAUGAGUUUACUCUUAAAAUUGAAGUACGUAAUUUGGUGUAUUAAUGCAUAUUCUGCUUUAUUUCAGGAUUAGUUUCAAAUGUAUUUUUAAUAUCUAGCCUCAAAAGAUAAAUUAUAAAAUGGAUUUUAUUUGCGCUGAAUUUGAUUAGUUUCUCUUUUUUUUUUUUUUACCGUAUAAGUCGUGGCGUGGCUUAGUAAGAUAAUUGAGAGGAUCAAACAGACACCUGGCUUUAUCGGUGUGCAUUUGUCUAAUUUAAUCUUGACCUUGUUACUUCAGCCAAGGACAUUUUGUUUUCACCAGGGUCUGUCAGUUCUUCAGGGUCUUUCACAGUGUUCCCAUCAGUUUCUGCAUCUUUAUGUAACCUAAAGCACUUUGAUAGAUUAUUUUGUGAAAAAAGGACUUGAGGAAUAGAUUUGAUACAUUUAUGCAUCUUUGACCAUGAAAAGAAAAACUGUAUAAUUGAACAUUUGUCUUUUUAUAUUCUUCAGUAAUAUUUAGAUUUUUUUUAAAAUCAUAACUAUAGAAUUAUAUGUGUGGUGUUACGAUAAAAUGGCUUUUGAAGCAGUGUCUCCUGUCCAAUCUUCUUUUAAGUAGUAUGAACAAUUUUAUGUGCUGUUCCUCUGAAUAGGAUCUAAGAUUGAUAAGAAGUAUUUUGUGUGUAACAUAGGGUCCACUUUAGCAAUACAUAUCUGUAAGACAACCUUGUGCCACAGGUGGUGGAACACUUUCAACUAAAGACAACGCCAGAGAAUUUCCCUGAUUAACAUCUGGUCGUCAACCUCAACUAGUGGGGAGCAAAUAAUGAGUGAAAUCUCCUGGUGUGGUGUUUGGUUGGACUGGAGGCGUCCACGGCACAUGGCUGACUAUUCCUGUUUAAGAACAACUGUCUUGAUCCUCUUUGUCUUGUGUGGCUAUUAAAUGUUUAAUGAGGACA